AUUUUUUUUACAAUGGAUAAAAGAAAAGUAUUUGACAUUUUUAAAUUUCGUAAAGUCAUUAAAAAAGACGAUUUUCCGCUUACAAACAAUGUGGAUACUCAGGAACAAAAUGAUCAACUAGUAGAUGAUCCAGAUCCAUGCAGCACUCAAACAAAAAUCAUUCAGGUUCAGGACAGACCCACUGAUAAACCCUUUUCACAUGCAUCCAGCUCAACGUUUGCAAAUAGUUUGGAUACAGAUCUUGGAGAUAUGGACUCGGGUCCUAUAAGACCUAUAUUAAAGGUUUAUCCAAAAACCAAAUUUGGCACACAAAAUCGUUCAUUCACGUCAGUUUACUAUACACAUUUUGAUUGGCUGGAAUAUAGCGUUAAAAUGAACGCAGUAUUUUGCUUUGCUUGCCGCAUCUUUUCAAAUGACUAUGGGAAUUCAGAAAACACUUUUACUAUUACUGGAUUUUCUAAUUGGAAAAAGGCAAGUUAUUUUUACAAUUAA
This is a messenger RNA of Aphis gossypii (cotton aphid), 492 nucleotides long. RefSeq lists its product as uncharacterized. NCBI's taxonomy places the organism in Eukaryota, Metazoa, Arthropoda, Insecta, Hemiptera, Aphididae. The coding region runs from base 13 to 492 and encodes 159 amino acids. The transcript has 2 exons. The record is from RefSeq and is a predicted model, not a curated record.